Pogoniulus pusillus (Red-fronted tinkerbird) is the source of this 5302-nucleotide messenger RNA. It is a transcript of the gene VWA5B1, whose product is annotated as von Willebrand factor A domain containing 5B1. The coding region runs from base 35 to 4033 and encodes 1332 amino acids. The transcript is spliced from 21 exons. The record is from RefSeq and is a predicted model, not a curated record. NCBI's taxonomy places the organism in Eukaryota, Metazoa, Chordata, Aves, Piciformes, Lybiidae.
GUGACUCCAUCCCCACCACGAGACCCCCAGGAGGAUGCCAGGGCUGAUUAACUGGACCACCCACUCCCCACUGCCCCUCACCACGUCAGAGGUGACCUCCUGUGUCAGUGGCUAUGCCUUUGGGAUGACAGCCUUGCUCACCUACCACAACCCAGAAGCUCAGGCUUUUGAAGGUCUCUUUGUGUACCCCUUGGAUGAGUUCACCACCGUCGUUGGGUUCGAGGCGGCCGUGUCCCGGCGCGCCGUCACCGUGCAGAUCAAGGACAAAGCCAAGAUAGGGGACACCUGCUUUGAGAGCUGCCACCUGCCUGAGGGAAGAGCUCCUGAUGGAAGUGGAAGGAUCCUGAUGGAUGAGGACUUGGAGAGGACUGUUUUUGUGGCCAACCUGGGCAUCAUUCCCCCUCUGGAAAGCAUCUCCAUCUUCAUCAGCACCUCCUCAGAGCUCCAGACACUGCCCAGCGGGGCUGUGAGGGUCCUUCUGCCAGCUGUGUGUGUCCCCAGGGUCCCUCAGCCCAGCCUGGAGAACAGCAGCAGCUUUCCCAGCCACCAGCUCCGAAUGGAGAAGAACUGCUGUGGGUUGAAGAGCCAGGAGCAAGGGAGCAGGUCCUGCUUGGCUCAGCUGCUGGAGCGUGAGGUCACCAACCCCUUUGAGUACCAGUUCAGCUUCCAGCUGGAGAUCCGGGGGCCAUGCUUGCUGGCAGGUGUGGAGAGCCCCACACACGAGAUCCGAGCGGACGCCGACCCCUCCGCUCGCUCUGCCAGGAGCAUCAUGAUCACCCUGGCCAACAAGCACACCUUUGACAGGCCUGUGGAGAUCCUGAUCCACCCAAGUGAGCCCCACAUGCCUCACAUCCUAAUGGAAGAAGGUGACAUGACACCUGCAGAGUACGAGCGACACCUGAAGGGGAAGAAUGAUUUCAUUAAAGGCACUAAGAAAGACCCCAGUGCUGAGAAAAAGAUGGAAAUCAUCAGGAAGAGGCUGAGCAAGGACAUCCCUCACCACCCUGUCAUCAUGCUCAACUUCUGCCCUGACUUGAGAGCCAUCCAGCCCGACCUCCAGAAAGCCCAAGGAGAGUUCAUCUUCCUCGUAGACUGCAGCAGAAGCAUGAGUGGCAUGAACAUCAACCGUGCCAAGGAUGCUCUGUUGGUCAUUCUCAAGAGCCUGAUGCCCUCCUGCCUCUUCAAUGUCAUUGCCUUUGGAGCCACCUUCAAGACCCUGUUUCCUGCCAGCCAGAUUUACUGUGAGGAGAGCUUGGCCAUUGCCUGCCAGAGCAUCAGGAGGAUCCGAGCUGAUAUGGGUGGCACCAACAUCUUAACUCCUUUGAAGUGGAUCAUCCGACAGCCCCUCCACAGGGGCCACCCCCGCCUGCUCUUCCUGCUGACUGAUGGAGCCAGCAGCAACACGGGCAAGGUCCUGGAGCUACUGAGAAACCAUUGCUGCUCCACCCGGUGCUACAGCUUUGGCAUUGGCCCAAAUGCCUGCAGGAGGCUGGUUGGAGGCCUGGCUGCUGUGUCCAGGGGCAUUGCUGAGUUCCUGGCAGAGGGCGAGAGGCUGCAGCCCAAGGUGCUCAGGUCGCUGAAGAAGGCGAUGGCGCCGGUCCUGAGCGAUGUCUGCGUGGAGUGGCUCUUUCCUGAGAGCACCGAGGUCUUGGUUUCCCCCAUCAACGCCAGCUGCCUCUUCCCUGGUGACCGCCUGGUGGCCUACAGCGUCGUCUGUGACACCUCCUCCUACAUCUCCAACCCCAGAUCUGACAGGAGGCGGCGUUACAGCAUGAUGCGCUCCCAGGAGUCGGGCAGCUCUGUUUUCUUCCACUCCCAGGAGGAGGCAGCAGGCGCGGAGAGCUGGAACCACUCCAGAGACUCGGAGAGCUGCUGCCCCACCGAGUGUGGUCCUGAUCACCUGGCGGUGGGCAGAGACCCCGAGGGAGAAUCGGACACGGACCCCGGAGCAGACGUGAGGGCCCCCUGCAGGAGACGUGCGUACAGCACCACCCAAAUCGCCGACCAUCAGCCCUGCAAGAAGGUGCCCACGGGCAGUGACCCUGGCAGCACCCUGGUGAAAAACCCCCUUCGGAAAGCCCACCUGCAGGACCUGCAGCAGAUCAGCCCUGAGCCCUGGCAGGUGGAUUUCCAGCCCUUUGCAGCCUCUGCCACCAGGAUCCUUGGUGCAGGAGCCCUCAGGCCAUCCCUGCUCCACCACAGCUGCCUGCCCUUCUGCCACCAUGGGGACAUCCCACCAGUGCCAGACGGGCUGCAGGGAAGGGCUUUGGGACCGCUGGAUGCCAGCAUCAGCUUGAGGUCUUCCUCGGAGAUCCGAAGCCCUGGAGACCUGGAGUCUGCCCAGCAUCCUUCCUUCACCUUCGAAACGGAGACCUCCUCUGACUGGGAGCCCCAGGACCUGGAGUUCAGCACUGCCCGCAGCUCCCCCAGGAGCCUCUGCAAGGCCGUGGUGAAGGGGCUGAGGAGCAACGAGCCUGUGCAGUGGGAGAUCACCUUUGACAUCCACCCUCUCUUCCAAGAGAGGCAGGGCCAGGGGGAUGGCGACACAGACCUGUGGAGUGAGACCUUCCACCACCUGGCGGCCAAGUCAGUCAUCAGGGACUUGGAGCAGCUGGCAGAGAAGGAGUCUGAAAUCGAGCAUGGGUCUGGGCGGCGGUACCAGGUCAGUGCUGUCCACACCAGCAAGGCCUGCAACAUCAUCAGCAAGUACACUGCCUUCGUGCCUGUGGACCUCAGCACCAACAACUACCUGCCCACCACCGUGGAGUACCCCCACAUGGGGAACAGGAGGCACCGUGGCUCUUCCCCUGGACGUCCCCAGUCAGCCCUUGGCCAGCACAGAGGUGAUGGAUUCCAUGGUCCUUGGGGGUUUGGCUGCUUCCUGGUGUUCCGCACUGCUUUGGGCUAUGAAGGGACACCUUCCCUGGGCUCUUUUGCUUCUCCUUCUCUCUUUGAACGUGGUGCUCAUCAGCCACGUGGACUCCACCAGCUCCCUGGGGAGACCUGUUGCUGGGUGGGAUUGCUGAUGGGCUGCUCCAUUGCAGGUGAGGACAGCAGCCUGCCAGCCUGCAGCACCUCCUACUCCUCAGCCUGGGAGCGCUGCCAGCUCCCUGAAGGGUCCUUACAGAGCCUGUCUGCUGCUUCUGCACCAGCUCCAAAAUCCAUUGAGAGCCUCUUUGCUCCCAGGCUGACCCUGGACAAAACCAGGCUGCUGAUUCGAGCUGCCAAGGGCUUCAUGAGCAAACCUCCAAGCAGAGGGAGCGAAGCCAGCUCCGAGGGUGACAAUGAGAGCAUAGACUACCUGCCCCUGGCAUCCCUGCAGCUGGCCUGUGGUGCCUUUCUCCUGAACUCAGCCUUCUGCACCGCCGUCAGCAUCCCCAUGGAGAAGCUCAAGUGGACAUCUCCCUUUGCCUGCCACCGCCUGGCCCUCAGCCCCUCUGGCUCCUCCAGCGCCAGGAAGACCACUCCCUCUGGGGAGCACCAAAGCCUCAGCUCCAGCCAGCAGCUCCUUGUCCCUGAUGAGCCCAGGAAGACUCCCACCACGGCCAGAGGCAGCAGCCCAAGCGCGGUGCUGGAGGCCACCGGCCGCCUGCGCCACUUCUCGGGCAGCGCAGUGGAGAGCAUCUCCAGAGCCCUGAAGGCUGAGAAGGAGCUGUCCCCCCCAGCCAUCACCAUCCGACGCUUCUCCUCCCCGGAGUGGCAAGCUGGCAGCAGCCAGGGCUUGGAGGUGGAUGGCUCCAAGGUGCAGCAGCUGCUCUUGGACAUCGAGCUGCAGCAGCAGACGGAGCCGGAGGGGCUGCUGUGGGCCACGGCGGUGGCCUUGGCUUGGCUGGAGCACAGCUCAGCUUCCUACUUCAUCGAGUGGGAGCUGGUGGCUGCCAAAGCCAGCCUGUGGCUGAGCCAGCAAGACUUCCCAGAGGGAUCCAGCCUGGCCACGGUGAAAGCUGCAGCCCAGCAGCUCUUUGUCCUGCUCCGGCACUGGGAUGAGAAUCUGGAGUUCAACCUGCUGUGCUACAACCCCAGCAGCGUGUAAAGGGGAUGGGGGAGAGAGGCUGGGGCAGCUUGCUGAGGGACAUGUCCUCCAGCAAACACCUCCAAGGAGCUUCAGCUGCAAGGACACUGUGUGGUUAUCAGAGCAAGUCCUGCAGGCUGAGGCAGCCAGGCAGGAUCCUGCUCUCAGCAGUGGGCUCCUGCCCUGGGAUUGCUGCUCGCAGCAGGAUGCUGUCUAACUGGAGCAUCACCUCCAGCUACAGCAAUUCCUUCUGCUGCUGGUUCCUUCUGGCUCCCAGCCCCAGACCCAAAGCAGGUCUCCCUGAUGCCUGCUUGGCUCAUCCCAUCUUUGCUUGGCUAUCUCUUCCCAGCCUCAAAUUGCUGCCAAGCUUCUGCUGUGGUUUCCCUGGCCCUGAGCCGAUGCUCUCCUGAGGGUCCUGCCUGGCUUCUGCCAUCUCAGAUGUCUUUUGUAGGAGGUGAACAUCUGCAAACAGGCUCAUCUGGUGGACCAAAGGAAAUCCAGGGUGGCACCAACCAUCUGAAGAGCAGCCUUGUGUCCAGGGGUAGGGAUUCAACCCCCUCCCUGGGCAACCUCCUCCAGUCUUUGAGAACCCUUUCAGUGAAGAAGUUUCUUCUCAUGUCCAACCUCAACCUCCCCUGCUGCAACUGGAGGCCACUGCCACUUGUUAUCCAAGUCCCACCUGGCUCCAACCUCCUUUCAGGGAGCUGUAGAGGGCCAGAAGGCCUCUCCUCAGCCUCCUCUUCUCCAGGCUGAACGACCUCAGCUCCCUCCUCACAGCAUCUGUGUCCAGGCUCCCUCAUCAGCCUUAUUGCCCUGCUCUGGACCAGAGAGGUUCUGCUCUGGCACCUCUGGAGUGAGGGCCCCCAAACUGAACCCAUUAGACUCACAGAAAGGGUGUGAGUCUCCUUAAUCCUGCCAGCCAGGACCUCAGCAGGUGUGGGGACAUUCAUCCUUGUCUCCCCACACCAUGCCCAAAGGAGCUGGAUGCCCUCACCCCCAGACUCACUCUGUGCCAACCAGGCUGGGGGGAUUGGGUGUUGAGCUUCCUGCCUGUCCCCAGCUGGGUCGAUCCCUACCUGGUGGCCCCCAGGGUGGGUUUCCCUGCAGGAUCCAUCCAGCAGCAGCUCCACGGAUCAAGUGCCUACGGAGGGACCCUCAGGCCAUCACCUCUGGCGUGGUGGCAAUGCCCGUGGAGCCCAGCCCAGCCCUGCUGCCUUCCAUUCCCUCCCUUGGCAUGUAGCAGCCUUGCUGUGUCCCAGCAGGUUUCUGUUCUGUGUCUGUGCGUCUGGG